Molecule: messenger RNA, 4019 nt
Organism: Megachile rotundata (alfalfa leafcutting bee)
Lineage: Eukaryota; Metazoa; Arthropoda; Insecta; Hymenoptera; Megachilidae
Product: Scaffold attachment factor B
Biological process (GO): regulation of mRNA processing; regulation of transcription by RNA polymerase II
Cellular component (GO): nucleus
Molecular function (GO): sequence-specific DNA binding; RNA binding
Source: RefSeq, a predicted model, not a curated record
UUAAUUUGUCACUUUAUCUAAUUAUCAGUUGCUGAAAUUUGUGUAAAAUAGCAGAAGUUGCGUUGGUAAUUUUCCAAUAGAACGGCAUUCCAGAUAUUUGCGAUUGGCUGUUUUACUUGCUUGGUGCGGGAAUUACUUCCGGUCAUUUCCGUUGAAUGGCGACUACGAUGGAUUGUUCAUUUCGAAGUGUGUUGUCCUGACUCUCCCUCUGUAAUUGUAAAAUAUCUUUCAACUGUUCUCACCCGAAUAUCGUGAUUUUAUCGUUUUAUUCAGUGUAUGCAUGAGGAUUUUGUUCAUAAUUUCCUACACGUGCAGAACUGUAAACUUUGAAGUAUAAGCGUGUCUUGUGUGGGACACUUUUCGUACGAGAAUAAUGGCUGAUAUCGAAGGAAAAAAGCUUACCGAGCUACGAGUUAUAGACUUAAAAACAGAACUCGAGCGUCGCGGAUUGGACAAAACUGGGAAUAAAGCAGCGCUUCUCGAACGUCUCUCCAAAGCUAUAACCGACGAAGGUCAAGACCCUGAUGAAUAUUUGAUAGUACCAUGCGGUGGAGUGUGUAAAGUUAGCCCAAGAAAAAAUAGUGUAACAGGUACAACGAAUCAAGAUGAGUCUGCUGAAACACUAGAAAAUCUAAAGGAAGAACCAGUAGAAGUACCUGAUGCUAGUGAAGCAAAAGUUAAAACAGAAAUAAAAAUCAAAACAGAAACAAAGUCCAACACCGAAGAAGAUACAAUGGCAUUAAAGACAGAGGAACCUCAAAGCGAAGUUCAAAAUACCAGUAGUAAGGAAGUGGAGCACAAACCAGAUAUUAAGAAUCAUUUAAAUAAGCUUUCAACCGAGACUACACAGGUAGUUGAAAAGAAAGUAGAAUCAGAAGCAAGUACCGUGGCAAAUCAAACUUCGACUAAUUCAAUUUCGACGGUCGAAGCUAACGGCAUCGACAACGAGGAUUCCAUCAAUCUAACUAUCGGAGAAGAUGAAGAGAAUCUCCUCGCCGAGGAGACAGAAUCUCACGAUAGGCACAAGGAUGGAGGAGAGAAGAAGAAAGUGGAAGAAAACAAGAAGGGAGACACUAAAGGGAGCAGUAGAGCAGAAGCCGGUGCCAGCAACAAGGAAGGGUCGACAUCAGGUGCAAACGUCGGGACGAAGAACAAGCAGGACGGUGGUGGAGACGGAAGCAAGAGCGUGGAGUCCGGUAACAAGAGUCAGAAAAGGGAUGAUAAAGACAAAAAGACGUCACAGGUCAGUCCAGUUAACGCGAGCAGCAGAAACCUAUGGGUGUCCGGAUUGUCCUCGAGUACUCGUGCUACAGACUUGAAGCAGAUAUUCUCAAAGUACGGAAAAGUGAUCGGAGCUAAAGUAGUGACGAAUGCAAGAACACCCGGUGCAAGAUGCUACGGCUACGUUACCAUGUCAACGAGCGAGGAUGCUGCAAAGUGUAUACAACAUUUGCACCGAACUGAGCUUCACGGGCGCGUAAUAUCGGUAGAAAAGGCAAAGGGUGACACUCAGCAGAGUCACAUGCGUAAGCGAGAUACGACGAAUGGAAAGUCCGAGAAGAAAGAAGAGAAAGACAAGUCGAAGGAUAGUCAUGACAUUAAUGAUCGUAAGGAUAAAGAAACGAAGAAAGAAGCAGAAGAUAAAGGAUCGGAAGCAACGAAAAAGUCGGAGGAGAAAAGCAACGAAAUCGCCGAAAACAAGAAGUCAGAAGUACAGGAGAAGAAAGAAGACACCGUUUCGAAGGAUGCCGACUCUCGAUCGACCAAGUCAACGAGCAAGAAGCCAGAGAGCGAGAGAGGAAGACGCGACGAGAAGAGAAUUCGAUCCUGGGAUCAUCAUCGAUCGCAUACGCGGUCUCGUAGCCGUGAACGACGUAGACGCGACGAUGUACUGACAUUCGCGAAAAUUAGGGAGGAACGGGAAAGGCAAAGACUGCGAGAAAGGGAGCGAAUGCUUCGCGAAGAAGAGCGACGAAGAAGAGAGGAUAUGGAACGACAGAGGGAAGUUGAACGGAGACAAAGAGAAGAAGCUGCGCGAUUGGAAAGAGAACGAGAGAAAUUGCGAAGAGAACGGGAAAGAAUUGAGCAAGAGAAGGCUGAAUUGCUCCGAUUGGAGCGCGAGCGUCAGAAACUCGAACGAGAAAAAUUGGAACGAGAAAGAUUGGAAUUAAAAAGGCAGCAGAUGAGACUAGAAGAGAGUAGACGCGCUCCACCGCCACCGUCCAUAAAACGAUCUUCGAGCGACAGAAGGGAUCCGAGAGACAUGUACGUGGAACCUGACAGGAAGCGUAUAGCCACGGAGCAUAGUCGAAGACAUACUCCAGAACGUGUGAGCGACCGUCGUAGCGAAAUUUUGGAUCGUGUUUCGGAUAGACGCGCCUUAGAUGCGUCGCCACCUACUCGUUACGAAUCCAGUAGAUCUGCUCAGGAUCUGGGACUGAAGAAGGAGUUUAAACGUAGCAGCGAUUUUACUUCACGUAGUAGUCGUCCAGAAAGCUUUUCCGACGUAUCGCGUGGAAGAGAAGUGAUUGUUCGCCGAGAAACGCUCAGCACAUCAACGUCGUCUAUAGAUCCUCGACAAGUUAAAGGAAGACAGAAACAACCUUCACCGCAACGUUUUCGCAGGUACGAACGUCCAAGUACAACUACGUACACCCGUGAACGCGAUGUUCGACGUUCCGACACGGAAACUCAUAGAAGUUCAAGGGAUAGUCAUACGCGAUACAAUGAAAGCUUUAAGCCUGCGAGUUCCAGUACCCCACGUGAGAGUCGUUACGUAGAAAGUAACAGAACAACUAGCAGCUGGCAUUCCGGACCUCCGUCUACGAAAUCGUUUAAUUCGGUCACGAGUAGCGGAACCCGAGAUCCUCGUAACGAACCAUCCAGCUGGAGUUCUAGAUCUUCAGAAAACGUAAACAGAUGGAGUAACUCAAGUAGCAUGGGAAACACGCUACGACAUCCGGUACCACCGACGUACCAAAGCGGUCCUAUGCAGUCUAUGGGAUUAACAGCACCCGGCACAACGCCAUCUUACGAUCGUUUCGAUCCGUAUAAAUCGUCUAUGCAAAGCAUGAGAAAAUAUUGAUUUUAUCCAACUGAUUCGUGUUACUGCAACGAAUAAUUAUAAAUUUAAUAUCGACGCGUUUUCUAGGCACGCGCGCGUGUGUGCAUAACACAAUCACAAAACACGUGCGUAUCGAAUUAUUAUUAAAAUUGUCCUUAAAUCAAAUAUUUGCAUACACGAUUAGCGUCGGUUAUAAACAACUGUGCAUACACAAUUUAUGUACAUCGUAGACAUUUCUUUGCAACUUUGUAUUUAAGUUAAUCGUGGAUCGAGUUUUUGAUGAUCGCGCGAACAUCUCAUUCUCGACACUCGCAGCGAUUCCAAGAGCUCUAUUGGAAUAUGUGCGAAUUCAAUGUAUCUUUGAUUUUGGAUUUAUAUUAUGGCGACUCAAUAAUAGACAAAAGAAAUACUAACUGAAUGUAUAACAACGCCCACCGUGAAAUAUUACUUUUGCGUGUGUACGUAAGCGAAACGCAUACGAAUCUAUGGUAUUUACAACACCGAACUAAGAUUUUGAUGAAUUUUUGUACAUUUGUUAAUAGACAUGAUUUCGAUGCUUCGCAAGAUUUAGAAAGAACCGUUCGCAGAGAGACAAAGAUUUGAUUCGCUUCGUCACGUAACUAUAAUCGUACGACGCGUUCGAUGGCUCACUGCAAUUUAUUUGAAACGAUGAUAACUUGCGUUCGUUACAUCGUUGGACACGCAUUCUCGUAGGACCGAAGAUAUUACAUACAUAGAAUCACACACGCGCAGUUACACGAUAUAUCUUUAGCCGAUUCUUCGUAGAAACACGUACAUAUUCUGUAAGGAUAUGACUGAAUUUGUAUAUUGAAUUCCAUAAGAACUGUACAUCUAACGACGUUGAGAGUCAGCUUCGGUACGUUGAAUACACGUAUCACGACGUUUCUCAGUGUAGCAACCACUAUUACAGCAUAAAUAAAUUUAUGACAUAUUA